AGGUGCAUGAUGGAUCCCGUCCCACUGCUGCUCCUCAUUGUCACAUCUUUGCCAUGUUGUUCGGCAGUCUACACCGGGCCUCUCCAAGCGGAGAUCUCCAAUGGUACUUUCCAUCACUUCUAUGUCCCGGACGGAGAUUACGAUGACACUGAGGACCCGGAGAAGUGCCAGAUGUUGUUUAAAUUUUCAGACGUGUUUCCGUGCGGGUUCAACGAGGAGAGCGACUCCGCGGUGCGGGAUGACUUCAUCCUCACCAAGCUGCAGGCGGAGGACUCGGCGCGGCUGCUGGAGAGCAUCGGCCGGACUGUGGCGCACGACCUGGACGGAGAGGACAGCUACGGCAAGUUCCUCCGGAGGGAGAUCGCACAAAUCGACGAUGCGUUUUCAAAUGUGGACAAAUCCCUGGUGGAGCUGGAGGUGAAAUUUAAACAAAGCCAAGAAACUGAACUGAGAGAGGAGCAACAGCUGAACGGCCAUGUGGUGAAACAAGUGGGUGACAUCAGGGGCACUCUGAGGGAAACUAUGGACAUCUCUCUGGGACUUAAAGAUAAACAUGAGCUGCUGUCUCUCAUCAUUCGCAGUCAUGGUACCAGACUGAGCCGCCUGAAAACAGAGUUUCUUAAUGUUGGAUUAUAGUAGGGUUAUGACAGCUUUAGUGUGUAUGUGUGUGUAUCUGUGUGAGGGAGAGGGAGAGAGAGAUGAGACCCUCCAGUUUAACAAACAACUGGAAAGUUCAUUGUGGCUUAUAAUAUUACUCUUUAAGUAUCUUGAAUAUCUCUGACCUCUGGUUUUCCCCAUUUCUUGGAAAUGUGUCAUUAAAGGGGCGCUCUAACAAAAACACCAGUACAUUCCACUGAGUCAGGAGGGGAAAAGGAAAUGUGUUCAUAAAUUAUGUCUGCACAGACCCUUCUGUGCCACCUCUGAGGAAGACAUUUAUUGAGAAGAGAUGAUAAAAGUCUUUCCAAGUGGAUUUAUUGGUCUCUAAAUCAAUAAUAGAGCCACAUUUCUGUCUGUUUGAUUUA
Scomber scombrus (Atlantic mackerel) is the source of this 1022-nucleotide messenger RNA. RefSeq names its product fin bud initiation factor a (gene fibina). The transcript has a single exon. NCBI's taxonomy places the organism in Eukaryota, Metazoa, Chordata, Actinopteri, Scombriformes, Scombridae. Bases 7 to 636 code for a protein of 209 amino acids. The record is from RefSeq and is a predicted model, not a curated record.